AUGGCCCCCCAGCAAGAUCAUGACUUCAAACUCACCACCGACGCUGAACGCCAGGAUGAGGCCAAGUCAAUCCAUGAAGGUACACAGAUUACCCAUGCAGCUUCUGGAGAUCUCAACCGAUCUCUGGCACAGCGCCACUUGACGAUGAUGGCCAUCGGAGGUGUCAUAGGGCCGGGUUAUUUUAUGGGCAUGGGAACUGGGCUCUCGACUGCCGGACCUGCCGGGCUGCUAAUUUGCUUCGCGGUGCUAGGCUGUCUUCUCUGGACGGUCAUGCAGUCGCUGGGUGAACUGGCCUCUUACAUUGCAGUUUCGGGCUCGUUCACGCAUUACAGCACUAGGUUUAUUGACCCGGCAUGGGGAUUUGCUCUGGGCUGGAACUACUUCUUCCUCUGGUGCGGGAUUAUAAUGGCGGAAUACAAUAACCUCGGCCUUGUUUUGACGUACUGGGAAACCGACAUGCCGCGUUGGGGAUGGACGCUCGUAUUUUGGGCAAUAUUCAUGUCCUUCGCUCUCCUCGGCGUCUGGGCGUUUGGAGAAGCUGAAUUCUGGCUUGCCUUGAUCAAAGUUAUUGCCAUAGCAGCGUUCUUCAUCUGCGCAAUUCUGAUAUCCACGGGCGUCAUCGGCAACCGCAAAAUUGGGUUCCGCUACUACCACGAUCCUGGCCCCUUCGCAACCGGCGUCAAGGGCGUUUUCCAGAUCUUUGUUUUCGCAGCCUUGCAACACAGCGGAACCGAAAUGAUCGGCCUCACAGCUGGCGAGUCUGCCAACCCUGGUAGGGACAUCCCCAAGGCUGUGCGAAGUGUCAUCUGGCGUAUCUUGGUUAUCUUCAUUGGGGGGAUCUUCUUUCUGACCAUCACGGUUGCCUCGAAUGACCCGGACCUUUUGAGCCGCACGUCCAAGACAGCCAGCUCUCCCUUUGUCAUUGCGUUUGUGCGAGCAGGCGCAGUAGCGGGAGCUGAUGCCGUUAAUGCCAUCAUCCUUGUCUCCAUAUUCUCGGCCGUCAACAGCGCGUUGUAUGUCGGGUCCAGGACGCUGUACGGGCUUGCAAAAGAAGGUGCUGCGCCGCGGAUCUUCUUGUAUACGAUGCGCAAUGGCGUGCCAAUUGUUGCCCUGCUGACUUUCCACGUGGUGGGAUUCCUUUCCCUCCUGAAUCUAUCCUCCGGUGCGGGCAAGGUGUACACAUGGGUGACUUCGAUGACCGGCGUCGCGACCUUUAUCACCUGGUCCUCAAUCUGCCUCUGCCACAUCCGAUUCCGCAAAGCCUUCCGCCUCCAGAACAUUCCCACCUCGACACUCCCCUACAAAGCUGCGUUCUGGCCAUGGGGCGCGUAUACCGGGUUCGGAGUGUCCGUCUUCUUCGUCUUCUUCCAGGGCUGGACGGCGUUUGCGCCCUGGAAUGUCGAGGACUUCUUCAUGAACUACAUUAUUGUUCUUGUCUUUGGGCUGUUGUUUGGCUCGUGGAAGGUAUGGCAUCGGACGACGUGGGUUAGACUCGAGGCCGCGGAUCUGAGGAGUGGCAGGAGGGGGUGGUUGAUGUGA
Messenger RNA from Aspergillus mulundensis, 1539 nucleotides. RefSeq lists its product as uncharacterized. The record is from RefSeq and is a predicted model, not a curated record. NCBI's taxonomy places the organism in Eukaryota, Fungi, Ascomycota, Eurotiomycetes, Eurotiales, Aspergillaceae. Bases 1 to 1539 code for a protein of 512 amino acids. Gene Ontology annotation, cellular component: membrane. Gene Ontology annotation, molecular function: amino acid transmembrane transporter activity. Gene Ontology annotation, biological process: amino acid transmembrane transport. The transcript is spliced from 5 exons.